GCCUGCAGCCCGGGGACCGCCGCUUCCGCUCCGAGAGCAAGAUGGCCGCAGCUGGGGGCGGCUCCACGGCCAGCUGGGGCAGUUGUGGCCUUCGCCUUCUGUCAUUCUGCGUCCUGCUGGCAGGUUUGUGCUGGGGAAACUCAGUGGAGAGGAAGAUCUACAUCCCCUUAAAUAAAACAGCUCCCUGUGUUCGUCUGCUCAAUGCUACUCAUCAGAUUGGCUGCCAGUCUUCCAUCAGUGGGGACACAGGAGUUAUCCACGUGGUGGAGAAGGCGGAAGACCUGCAGUGGGUGCUGACAGAUGGCCCCAACCCCCCAUAUGUGGUGCUGCUGGAGGGCACACUCUUCACCAGGGAUCUGAUGGAUAAGCUGAAGGGGAAAAACACCCGAAUUGCCGGACUCGCAGUAUCCUUGGCCAAGCCCAGCCCGGCCACCGGCUUCUCGCCCAGUGUGCAGUGCCCCAAUGAUGGGUUUGGCAUUUACUCAAGCUCCUAUGGACCAGAGUUUGCUCACUGCAAAGAAGUGGUGUGGAAUACUCUGGGUGAUGGCUUGGCCUAUGAAGAUUUUAGUUUCCCCAUCUUUCUUCUAGAAGAUGAAAAUGAAACCAAAGUCAUCAAGCAGUGCUAUCGAGACCACAACCUGGGUCAGAACGGCUCUGCGCCCACCUUCCCCCUGUGUGCCAUGCAGCUCUUCUCACACAUGCACGCCGUCAUCAGCACUGUCACCUGCAUGCGGCGCAGCUCCAUCCAGAGCACUUUCAGCAUCAACCCAGAGAUUGUGUGUGACCCUCUGUCUGACUACAACGUAUGGAGCAUGCUCCGGCCUAUAAAUACAUCAGGGACCCUGGAGCCAGAGAACAGGGUUGUGGUUGCUGCCACCCGGUUGGACAGCCGAUCCUUCUUUUGGAAUGUGGCCCCUGGGGCUGAAAGCACAGUUGCCUCCUUUGUCACCCAGCUGGCUGCAGCGGAAGCUUUGCAGAAGGCCCCUGAUGUGACCACCCUGCCCCGCAAUGUCAUGUUUGUCUUCUUUCAAGGGGAAACAUUUGACUACAUCGGUAGCUCAAGGAUGGUCUACGACAUGGAGAAGGGCAAGUUUCCUGUGCAGCUGGAGAACAUCGACUCCUUUGUGGAGCUGGGACAGGUGGCCCUAAGAAAUUCACUAGAGCUUUGGAUGCACACAGACCCCAUGUCUCAGAAAAAUGAUUCUGUGCAGAAGCAGGUGGAGGCACUUCUGAACACGCUGAACAACAGUGCCACUGGUGUCCCUACCGUGGUCCUCAAGAGACCCAACCAGUCCCAACCCCUCCCACCAUCUUCCCUGCAGCGGUUUCUCCGGGCUCGCAAUAUCUCUGGCGUUGUCCUUACGGACCACUCUGCUGCCUUCCAUAACCGUUAUUACCAGAGCAUUUACGACACUGCUGAGAACAUCAACAUCAGCUAUCCCAAAGGGAAGAGCCCAGAAGAGGACCUGAAUGUGGUCACAGACACUGCCAAGGCCCUGGCAGAUGUGGCCACGCUGCUGGGACGCGCCCUGUACCAGCUUGCAGGAGGCACCAACUUCACAGACUCCAUCCAGGCUGAUCCCCACACGGUCACCCGCCUGCUCUAUGGGUUCCUGGUUAGAGCCAAUAACUCCUGGUUCCAGUCCAUCCUCAGGCAAGACCUACGUGCCUACUUGGGGGACGGGCCUCUGCAGCACUACAUCGCUGUCUCCAGCCCCACCAACACUACGUACGUUGUGCAGUACGCCCUGGCAAACCUGACUGGCAUGGUGGUCGACCUUACUCGAGAGCAGUGUCAGGACCCAAGUAAAGUCCCCACUGAGAACAAGGAUCUGUAUGAAUACUCGUGGGUGCAGGGUCCUUUGGACUCCAAUGGGACAGAGCGGCUGCCCCACUGUGUGCGUUCCACGGCACGGCUGGCCAGGGCCUUGUCCCCUGCCUUUGAACUGAGGCAGUGGGGCUCCACAGAAUACUCUACAUGGACAGAGAGCCGCUGGAAGGACAUCAGUGCCCGGAUAUUUCUGAUAGCCAGCAAGGAGCUUGAGUUCAUCACCCUGAUGGUGGGCUUCGGCAUCCUUGUCUUCUCGCUCGUUGUCACCUACUGCAUCAAUGCCAAAGCUGACGUCCUCUUCAUUGCUCCCCGGGAGCCGGGAGCCGUGUCUUACUGAGGUGGACUCCAGGUUGUCCUGCCAGCUCUGCACUUCACUUCCUGGUCACUGUCCCGCUGGGACAGAAGCCACUAGCUUGUCACUGGAAUCUCUAGGCCUGGCUCAGCCUGGGUCUAACAGAGAGGUGGGACUGCCAGCAAGAGACUGUGAGAGAUAAACAAGUCGCCCUCCCCAGCUCCCCUCCUGGCUGCCAUUCACUCUCCUCUUUCUCCCCCACUGCAUUCCGGGAUCACAAAUAGAAGCACAUGCUCCUAUUUGACUCCCUUAAUUCCCACCUUAACGUCCUCUUUUUCUCGGCACUCUUCUAUCCUACAUCUGUCCUGUCCAAGCCCCCAACCCCCACGCCUGCCCUACCCUGCCACCCUCCUGAUCAGGGAGAAGAACUUGGGCUGAAGCCAGGAACAAGCCCCAGGAGGAUGAGGAACCACAGGCCCAGCCUACAUCCCUUCUCACUGUCCUCCUCCAGGCCCUUCGAUGGCACAGCAGUGUGGGCACGCUGCUGGGUGGGUGUGCAACCUCCAGCCCACAGUGCUUGGUCAUCAUUUUUACUACGCUGUAAUAUCUAUUUUUGUUGGGUCCCCCCACCUUGUUUUGGGUGUAAAUAUAUAAAUAGCAAGUUUCGUUAAAAUAGGUCCCACACAACGUGUACCGUUACCUGUUUUUUCUGGACUGGAAGUCAUGAAAUUGUCACCUCACACACUCACUCCUGGGUCUCCAGAGGCCCAUAGAAAGCUCUGUCAAAGGUAGUAUGUCCACCCAGUUUUUCUUGUAAGAACAGUGUUAGCAUAGUUUGUCCUCCUUCGUAUUAGAUGAGUGUUUAUUUGCUCAGACUGGCCAGAGUACAUUGGUGAGGGAGUCCACUCUGACCCUUGAGGGGAGAGACAGAUAGACACCACCAGGUGUGAGCAGUAUGAUAAGUGGGACACUUACAGUAGUAAGUUAGGGGGCUCAGCCACCUAGAAGCAUUGGGGUUGCACCUCAGAGUCCCUGGGUGGAAGCACAGAGCUGAGCAGAGGCCCAGCCGUGUUAGGGAUUUGGAGUUUCUUGUGUGCCUGAACCUUAGGUUCGGCAGGAUGGGCUGGGAGUACGGCCCACUAAGACCUUUGGGCUCUCUAUUGAUUGUGGUGGGUAUUGCACAGACCAGACAAGAACUGUUUUGGAUACUUCUAGAAAGAGAGCCUCUGGUCUUUGGAGAGUGUCUAACUCCUUGGGCCUUUGUGGAGACAAAAUUCCAAAAUAGAGCAGAAUUGCUAAAUGUUGGAGUCACUGAAGGGAAAGAAAGUCAUAGGAGCACAGCUGAAGCCAGUUUUCUCCCAGUCCUGAGGGCAGUAGGGGAUGCGGGACUAGCCCUUGGGUGCUCCCCUUAGGCCC
Molecule: messenger RNA, 3539 nt
Organism: Talpa occidentalis (Iberian mole)
Lineage: Eukaryota; Metazoa; Chordata; Mammalia; Eulipotyphla; Talpidae
Gene: NCSTN
Product: nicastrin
Exons: 17
Coding region: 42-2168 (708 amino acids)
Biological process (GO): protein processing; Notch receptor processing
Cellular component (GO): membrane
Source: RefSeq, a predicted model, not a curated record